Otolemur garnettii (small-eared galago) is the source of this 460-nucleotide messenger RNA. RefSeq names its product signal-regulatory protein beta-1-like. The transcript is spliced from 2 exons. Gene Ontology annotation, biological process: positive regulation of phagocytosis; positive regulation of T cell activation. Gene Ontology annotation, cellular component: plasma membrane. NCBI's taxonomy places the organism in Eukaryota, Metazoa, Chordata, Mammalia, Primates, Galagidae. The annotation marks the transcript as partial. The record is from RefSeq and is a predicted model, not a curated record.
CACAGCACCGCCAGGGUGGCGCUGGACCCUGGAGACGUCCACUCUCAGGUCAUCUGUGAGGUGGCCCACAUCACCUUGCAGGGGAUCCCUCUCCGUGGGACUGCCAACUUGUCUGACACCAUCCGAGUUCCGCCUACCUUGGAGGUUACCCAGCAGCCCACGAUGGCGGGGAACCAGGUGAACGUCACCUGCCAGGUGGAAAGGUUCUACCCAGAGAAACUACUGCUGACCUGGUUAGAAAAUGGAAAUGUGUCCCGAACAGAAACAGCCUUGACCCCCGUAAAGAACAAGGAUGGGACCUACAGCUGGACCAGCUGGCUCCUGGUGAACUCCUCUGCCCACAGGGACGCCGUGGUGCUCACCUGCCAGGUGGAGCAUGACGGACAGCCACCGGUCAACAGAAACCAUACCGUGGUGUUCUCUCCCCACCCGAAGGAGCAGGAUUCAGUCACCACCCCUG